GUGGUGCAGGAUCUGCAGCAGGCUGUCUCCAGGCUGGAGGCCCGGCUGAGCGUGCUGGAGAAGAGCUCGCCUGCCCAUCGGGCCACAGCCCCGCAGACCCAGCACGUGUCCCCCAUGCGCCAAGCGGAGCCCCCUGCCAGGAAGGCGGCCCCUGCCGCAGAGGACGAUGAGGAUGAUGCCAUCGACCUGUUCGGCAGCGAUGAGGAGGAGGACAAGGAGGCAGCGCGGCUGCGCGAGGAGCGGUUACGGCAGUAUGCCGAGAAGAAGGCCAAGAAGCCUGUGCUGGUGGCCAAGUCCUCCAUCCUCCUGGACGUCAAGCCUUGGGACGAUGAGACAGACAUGGCCAAGCUGGAGGCCUGCGUGCGCUCCAUCCAGUUAGACGGGCUGACCUGGGGGGGCUCCAAGCUGGUGCCCGUGGGCUACGGCAUCCGUAAGCUACAGAUCCAGUGUGUGGUGGAGGACGACAAAGUGGGGACCGACCUGCUGGAGGAGGAGAUCACCAAGUUCGAGGAGCACGUGCAGAGUGUCGACAUUGCUGCUUUCAGCAAGAUCUGAGCCCGAGCACCGGGCCUGGGUGUGGGAGGCCCUGCAGCCAUUAAAGACUGAGAUCGCAAAAAAAAAAAAAAAA
This is a messenger RNA of Leptonychotes weddellii (Weddell seal), 628 nucleotides long. The record is from RefSeq and is a predicted model, not a curated record. NCBI's taxonomy places the organism in Eukaryota, Metazoa, Chordata, Mammalia, Carnivora, Phocidae.